Leguminivora glycinivorella is the source of this 5065-nucleotide messenger RNA. Its product is annotated as leucine-rich repeat neuronal protein 1-like. Lineage: Eukaryota; Metazoa; Arthropoda; Insecta; Lepidoptera; Tortricidae. The transcript is spliced from 8 exons. Gene Ontology annotation, molecular function: protein binding. Bases 382 to 2448 code for a protein of 688 amino acids. The record is from RefSeq and is a predicted model, not a curated record. Gene Ontology annotation, cellular component: extracellular matrix.
CCCUCAGUCGCUCGCCAGCUCGCGCCGCAGACGGAACUGUGUCUCUCGUAGAUUACCCCCGUUCGUAGUCUCCGACGAACAUAUUUAUAAUUGUUAAAAUAAACUGGUUUUUGUGUUAACGUGUCUCUUUCCUGCCUCCUGCUAACUGGAUCUCCUGUUUAUUCACUGCUAUCGGUUUUCUUUAGUGCAAAAUGUGAUGUUAUGUGUGUUCAACGAGCGUACCGUCCUGUGUAACGUUGCCCAAAGUGAACUCAAUGGAUGUAAUGUGCUUUUAAGUUGAAAACGUUAAUCUUUUUGAUCCUUCGCAGCCGGAUUUUUCUCUGAGAUCCAGAGGAUGACAGUUACUUCCUACGUACAGCUUUCCUGAUCGCUACCCCGUACAUGAUGACGAGACAUCAGGACCCGCUUUGCGAGAGGACGGGUGAACUUCAUGAAAACUAUAAACAGCGAACUUCUAGCACGAAUGCUGUGAAGGCAGUGGAACAAGGCGUCAGAGUCAUGGUGACAGCGUGGCAGGUCAGCCGGCGGGUCGCCAACGUGCUCACAUCCAACGCCUUUAUUGUGGUGCUUAUAUCGUUGGAGCUGCUGGCGUGGCGCAGCGGCGCGGCGGCGCUGGCGAACUGCCCGAGCGGCUGCAGCUGCAACGACGAGACGCUGGUGGUGGUGUGCGAGGAGAGCCGCCUCGACGUGCUGCCCAUCGCGCUCAACCCCUCCAUCCAGCGCCUCAUCAUCCGCAACAACAAGAUCAAAACUAUAGACAGCUCCAUGCAGUUCUACGCGGAGCUGCAACACCUCGACCUCUCCCAGAACCACCUUGUUAACAUCCCCACUAAAAGCUUUGCUUACCAACGGAAACUACAAGAGCUCCAUUUAAAUCAUAACAAGAUAUCGUCAGUGACUAACACGACAUUCCAAGGCUUGAAUGCCCUGACGGUCCUCAACUUAAAACGAAAUUUCCUAGAGGAGCUGACGAACGGGGUGUUCUCUACUUUGCCAAGAUUAGAGGAACUGAACCUUGGUCAGAAUCGGAUAUCGAGAAUCGAACCGAAAGCAUUCGCCGGUCUCACUGCUCUGAGGAUCCUGUACUUGGAUGAUAAUCAGUUGAGCUCCGUGCCCACGAUGUCCUUUAGUCUAUUGGGAAGCCUGGCCGAACUUCACGUGGGUCUCAACGCAUUCUCGUACCUGCCUGAUGAUACCUUCGCAGGCCUGAACCGCCUGGCUGUGCUUGACUUGAAUGGAGCCGGACUUUUUAACAUUAGCGAGAAUGCAUUCAGAGGCCUUCCAGGUCUUAGAAGUUUAAAUCUCUUCGGGAAUAGAUUGAGCGUAGUACCCACGCAGCAAAUAGGUGGACUUACGAGAUUGGAGGAGCUGUACAUAGGCCAGAAUGAUUUCAUGGCGUUAGAAAGCCACUCCUUCAAAGGCUUGAAAAAUCUGAAACUCUUAGACAUUACUGGUGCCGCCCAGUUAGAGAGAGUCGAGAAAGGAGCUUUUGAGGACAACAUAAACUUAGAGACUGUCGUACUGGCUAAUAAUAAGAAAUUAUCAGUGAUAGAGGAAGGUACUCUACUCGGCUUGCCUAAGCUGAAACAUGUUACUCUUAGAGACAACGCCAUCGCCUCGAUCAGUGAAACUGUGUUCGUCGGAAAAGAACUGAGACAGCUGGAUAUCACCGACAACCCUAUCGUCUGCGACUGCCAACUUCUUUGGCUGCACGAAUUAUUGAACGAGAAGAGCAACUUUACUCAAAUCCAAUGCGCGGAGCCACUGCACCUGAAGGACAAGUACUUGCGCACUAUCACCGCCGACGGUCUGGGCUGCGCCGUUCACGACACGCGGCAGCAGACCAUCAUAUGCGUCGUAGUGGUCGCCUGCGUGGCUUUCCUGGCGUCGCUCGUCCUGGUGCUAUAUCGCUACCGCAAGAGCAUGCACGAGAAGCUCAAGGACUACAAGUGGAACAAGCGCGCCAUGCGCAAGGACUUGGAGUACCACAAGCCCAUCUCCACCGAGGAGGACUGCAUCCUAGAGCUUUACGCCUCCCCCAGCGUGUUCUUCAUGUCGGGCCCUGCGGGCUCGGCGCGGCGCGCGCGGGGAGGCGGCGGCGGCGGCACGCUCCCCGCCAACGGCUUCACGUACAUCGGCGGCGAGCGCGCGCUUCCCGCGCCGCUCACGCUCAACAACGGCGCGCCGGCGCUGCUCAACAACGGCUCGCUGCGCUCGUUGCCCGACAAGAAGAACAACCGCAACGGCUUCGUGUGCCACGAGAACUUCCCGCGCGCGGACCGCUACUCGCGCAAGCAGGAGAACGGGUACAUGCGCAACUCGGAGACCGUCAUCGGGUUCCCGCGGCCGCGCGACUACGACGACUACAGCGAGCCCGAGUACUCGGUGAUCGCGGAGGCCGAGCGCGACUACCGCUCGUGCGCGCACUCCAACACCUUCAACUGUUGAGCCCGGGCUGGGGGGGCGUGAACUUUCAAUCGUUUGUGAUCUUGUAAUUCUAGCAAUAAAUCUUCAUUCCAUUAAGUUUUUCUACGGAGGACUCGCGACGGACUUAGUGUAGCGGUUAGUGACGUGUAGAACUUCGGGAUCGGUGUACGUGCGACCAGUGAGGACUAUGUAUCGUAUUCGGUUUAAGAGAGUACAUUAUUUGUAAAUUUUAUCUUUAAGUAGUGACGGAUCUAUUUUUCGAUGGGUCGGAGGGGCGGUUGGAAGUGAAACUUUCAUGAGAACGCCCGUCUGUACAGACUAGUCGCAUGCGGCAAGCGCCGCUGCCACGUAAGGCCGCCUUUGCACUUUUACGUUUUGCAUAAUGCGGGCCAACCCGCAAAAAAUGGAACGUGGUCUCUGAGUGAGAGAUGAAUAUUGUUUUCUCAUUCCAGCAUCUGCGUUUCAACUCGAGCAAAUAAAACCUAAAAGUGAAAAGACGGGGUGAAUAAGUACAUCAUCAUCUAUGUGAUUCAAAAGUAUCCUACCCGUAGGUAGAGUACUUUGUAUUUGUUUUGUACAAAAACCAUUCCAUGAGAAAGUCUUUUUAAUGUGUAAUUUUUUAUUUAUAACGAAUAAAUUAAGUGUGCGUUAAAUAAGACACCAAUAUGAAUGAUAGGUAACCUAUUAUAGGAUUAAUAAAUGUAAAUAUAUUUAUACUAUAUUGAGAUAUUUAUAAAAUUUAAUACGAUCUUAUUCUUCUUAAAUUUUCAUAAAAUUAUUUCUGUAUUUCACAUAAGGUCGACGGGGAUAAAAUCAACUAUGGAGUUAUUGUGUCUAUUUCUUAUUUUUUGGCAACAAGAUCUCUUGUAAUUCAAGUGGUUAGAACUGAAAUAGACGUAAUGAUCGCCUAGUUGCAUUCGCCCUGAUCGUGUUUACAUUAGUAUGACUAGUUUGUUUGCUAUGGACUGGUAUCGUAUUUCCUCCUCACUAUUGUUAAUACACCGUAUUUCAUAUUGUGUAGGUACGGCAGCACCCACUUCUUAUCUGUAUGUCUCACCUUUCGCUCAAAUCUCACAAACGCAUGAAAUGACCUACUUAAGUUUCAGUGAAAAUAUAUGAGUUGUAAAAUGGGGUGACUUGGGAACGACGGGACUAUAAUUGCCCACAUGAAGUACCUAAAUAGCACAAAUUACCAAGAAUGUCGAAACAAAGUACAAAAUAAAUGCCACAAAAUAUCGAAUGUCAUCUAUGUCACCCGAUUUUCCUGUACAUAUUUUCAUGACACAACGAUUAUUUGUUACUAUUUAAGUUUUGCAUCAUUUUUAGUCAUUGCCAUUACAGUAAUUAAUUAUGUUAUAAUAAAAUAUGUAAUCUAUAAGAGAUGUUGAUAUUUAAAUCAGCUACAAUAAGUGUGCUACUGAAAGCAAUACAUAAUAUUAAAACUGUUAUAGAUAUAUUUCACAAACUUAUAAAGGCUAGUAUCAAUAAAUUGACAACUUGUAAAUAUUCCCCAUUUCGUAUCUUUUCGUCUAAAAGCAAACUGUGGGGAUAUACAAUAUUAUUAACAGAAACUAGCGAUUUUUGCAAUUUGUGUGUCAGGUGUCAGCUUACGAUGGAAACAGCACUAAAUGUUGACACAGGGAUUACCAUAAUGGUUUUGCUGACAGCCUUUGCCUAUCAUUAUUUAAUUCAUAAAAGUUGUGUCUGUGAAAAAAAGUUUUAUAUUUAUUAAUACUAGCCUAACCAUAGUCUGAUAUUUUUAAAGCACUAGAAAUAUUAUGUUAUACUAUGCGCUAGAUGCCCUGCCAUGUUGAUAUAUCGGAAGACAACACAAGAAAUUAAUUGACUUGUUUGAACGUAGGUACAAUUUUUGGAAACCGAGUUUAUUUCAUGCAUAUUUUCAAUGUAACACAGGGUCUACUAAGAAAUUCAAAUAUCGAACGAAUUUUUGCUGUUCGAAUUUCGAAAUUCAGAGUUGCUGUCUGUUUAGACUUAAAAUUCGUUGAAUUCCGAAUGCGGAACGAAAUAAGAGUGACUUCCUUAAAUUAAUGAAUUGACAAACGUCAGUUCUCAGAAGUCAGAACUUUAGCAAACAUGAAAAUUUGAAACUUAUAAAAGGAAAUUAGACAGUAAAAUCAACUACAUAUAUGUUAUUAUGAUAUUGGAAAGAACAAUCCAUACACAGUAUGCUGCUAUCAAACGCGGUACAGAGUUAGCUUAGCCUGUAUUAAGCAAAAAUAUCACUACUUUUAAUCAGAAUCAGAUCAGUAUUUUCAAUACAUUUUCUGUUUGCUUAAGUUCUACUGAUCAUUUGAACUUUUUCUACUCCAAAAAUGUAUGUACUUAACUUUAAAAACUUUUCUCUAACUUAACGUCGAAACUUGAUCUUAUGGUUGCGUAUGUUCUUAUUCAUACUUCUUGUAAAUAUCGAGAAUAUAAAGACUAAGAUUAGUGGGCAUGCGUUCGUGCCUCGUGGAUGCCUAAAGAUGUAUACAAGUAAAUGAAUACAUAUGAAAAAUUGUGAUUAGUGUACAUAACAUUAUCUACACGACGUAAUAGAAUCAUCGGUCAUUUUCUGUAUUUUAUUGUAGUUAUUACCUACAUACAAACUCGAUAAAUAUAACAUACCUCAAAUUUA